AUGCAACCGACACUGAUCGAAUUGCAGCGUCAGAUCACGGCCCUGGCGCCCAUGCAGAAGCCGACGGACCAGCAAGGCUUUGUGACGCUGGGGGCGGAAAGGGCCGACGCGGCGCUGGGCAGCGCGCUGGCGCGCGGCGCCCUGCACGAAAUGUUUGCGGCGCAAGCGGCGGACGCGGCGGCGCUGACGGGUUUUUGCGCCGGCCUGGCGCAAUGCAUUUCAGGCGAUGCGGGCAGGAUCGUCUGGAUCCGCCAGGGUUUUUCGGAAACCGAGGCCGGCCCUUUGUUCAUGCCGGGGCUCGCGGCGCUGGGGCUCGAUCCGGCCCAUAUCAUCCAUGUGCGGGCGCGGCGGCCCGAGGACGGGUUGCGCGCCGCACUGGAGGCGGUGCGCUGCGCGGCGCUGGGCGCGGUCCUGAUCGAACUCUGGGGCAUGCCCAGGAGCCUCGAUCUGACGGCGACGCGCCGGCUUGCGCUUGCCGCCGAAGCAUCGGGCACGACACCGCUCCUCAUGCGGCUUGCCGCCGAGCCGGGUCCGAGCGUUGCGCAGACACGCUGGCAGGUUGCGGCGGCGCCGUCCCGUGCGCUGGCCGCCAAUGCGCCGGGCAGACCGGCCUUCGACAUCACCUUGUUGCGCAACCGCGCCGGCGCAUCCGGCCAGCGCUGGCAUCUGGAGUGGGAUCAUGAACGAAAGCGUUUCCGGCAUGCCGCGACGGCUGACGCGUGCCUGUGCUUCACCGAAAAGCACAACAAUGCGCUGCGCGUCGUGCGGGUCGACCGGAAAGCCAUGGACAUCGGUUUGACGCCGGGGCUCACCCUGGCCGAUGCGCGGGCGCGGGUGCCGCAGCUUGCCGCCGUCGAAAUGGACCAUGCGGCCGAUGCGGCGUGGCUCGAACGGAUCGCCGAUUUCUGCGACCGCUACACGCCGAUGACGGCACUCGAUGCGCCCGACGGGCUGGUUCUGGACAUCACCGGCUGCGCCCAUCUGUUCGGCGGCGAAAAGGGCUUGCUCGACGAUCUCGUCGCGCGCCUGUCGCACGGGACAACGCAGGUGCGCACGGCCCUUGCCGGCACGCCGCAGGCGGCGCGUGCGCUGGCGCGCUUCGGCCAGCCACAUGUGAUCGUCGCACCGGGCGGGGAGGCCGCGGCCGUCGCGCCAUUGCCCGUGGCCGCGCUCGAGGCGGGCGCCGAGACCAUGACGGCAUUGCUGCGCGCCGGGCUGAAGACGGUCGGCGAUCUGGCAUGCCGACCGCACAAACCGCUGGUCGCGCGUUUCGGCGCGGCGCUGGCGGCACGCCUCGUCAGGCUUCAGGGCGGCGAGAACAUUGCGAUCGCGCCGCGCCGGCCUGUGCCGGUCUGCAGCGCCGAGCGCCGCUUCGCCGAACCGCUGACACAGACAGGCGAUGUGCUGGCGACGCUCGAAGCGCUCGCGGGCCACGCCGCCGACAGUCUGGAAAAGCGCGGGCAUGGCGGGCGGCGCUUCGAUGCGGCGCUGUUCCGUACCGAUGGCACGGUCAGCCGGCUGACGAUCGAGACGGCGCGACCGGUCCGGGCGCCCGAGGUCGUCACGCGGCUUUUCCGGGAACGGAUCGACACGCUCGGCGAUCCCCUCGAUCCCGGCUACGGCUAUGAUUUGAUCCGGCUGUCGGUGCCGGUGUCGGCGGCUCUGGAAACGGCCCAGCACACGCUGGACGGCCGUCAGGUCGAGGAUGAGGACGUAACGGCGCUGAUCGACCGGCUGAGCACCCGGUUCGGCCGGCAUGCGGUGACGCAGUUUGUUCCCGCCGAAACCCAUAUCCCCGAAGAGGCCGUGCGUGCCAUGCCUGCCGGGCAUGCGGCCGCCCAAGCCACGCACUGGCAAAUGGCUCCGGCCGAUGCGCGUCCCAUGCGUCCGGUGCAUCUGUUCGCCCAGCCCCAGCCGAUCGAGGCGCUGGCCGAGAUCCCGGACGGGCCGCCGCUCAGGUUCCGUUGGCGGCGCGUGCUGCACGAGAUCGCGCGCGCCGAAGGGCCGGAGCGGAUCGCGCCAGAAUGGUGGCGCGGCGACGAAGGCAGCAGGACGCGCGAUUAUUAUUGCGUCGAGGACAGCCAUGGCCGCCGCUUCUGGAUUUUCCGUCACGGUCUUUACGAGGAAUUGCCGCACCAUCCCCGCUGGUUCAUGCACGGGCUGUUCGCAUGA
This is a messenger RNA of Effrenium voratum, 2172 nucleotides long. NCBI's taxonomy places the organism in Eukaryota, Dinophyceae, Suessiales, Symbiodiniaceae. The record is from the annotation of a GenBank genome assembly.